Molecule: messenger RNA, 1873 nt
Organism: Mollisia scopiformis
Lineage: Eukaryota; Fungi; Ascomycota; Leotiomycetes; Helotiales; Mollisiaceae
Exons: 2
Coding region: 186-1847 (553 amino acids)
Biological process (GO): regulation of transcription by RNA polymerase II
Cellular component (GO): chromosome
Molecular function (GO): chromatin insulator sequence binding
Source: RefSeq, a predicted model, not a curated record
CGCUUCGUCGUUGUGUUGUCCAGCUGCCAAAGAUUUCUUAGUCGAGGCGGACUUUAGCUCUGCAAAAUAAGGUUUGAGCUUAGCGCGCCAAGAUUUGGAUUUCAGCCACACCACCAAGAAAUUAUUUAUCGACUAUCCAGUCUCAUACAUGAUAUCUCGUAAGGACCUCGAGUGUCUUCACAACAAUGGCUUCGACUACGCGUAAGCGCAAAGCUCAGGAUGGAUUGGAAGAAGCAACCAAAAGAUUGCGACUUGACAAAGCAGCCUCAACGAGCAUUCCUUCCCCGAUUGAUUACAAUGACGAGGAGGACGAGGAUGUAUACCAAUCCGAGGGUGACCAUGACUCGGAAGACGAAGAAGCCGCUGAUACUCCCAUUACUCCAUUCUCACCUUCUCGAAAGAAAUUCCCUUCCGAAUUAAAGACCAUCAAGUGUCCGCACGAAGGAUGCACAAAGACUUUCAAUCGACCAUCGAGAUUGACCAACCAUCUCAGAACUCAUACGAAUGAACGACCCUAUGUGUGCAAAUACGAGGGUUGCGAUAAAUCAUACUUCGAAGACAAGCAUCUGCAACAGCAUACUAAAGGAUCUCAUACCCACGAACGAUCAUUUCCUUGUGAUUGGGAGGGUUGUGGCAAGAGCUUUUUGACCUCUACUCGUCUGAAUAGGCAUAAAGAUACGCAUUUGGGACACGAACGAUUCCGUUGUACCGAAUACCCACCAUGCAACCAGACCUUCCGGAAGCACCAGACUCUUCAACGCCAUAUUCGCUCUGACCACCUGCACUUGACGCCUUUUCCGUGUACGUUCGUCGACCCUGUCACUGGAGAACAAUGUAAAGCGGGAUUUGAUGGUGGCACUGGCCUUCGGCAGCAUGUCAAUCGAGUCCAUGGCCCAGCCAAAUUCUUAUGUACAGAGUGUGCAGCACCUGGUUUCAAGACGGAAAGGCAGCUGCAGGCUCAUGUCCGAAAGGAGCAUGCGAGUUGUAUGUUCUGUGAUCUGAAGUUCUCCAGCCAGCAAGUUUUGGUGAAGCACAUUGAAAGCCAACAUUCUGGGAGCACCCUUGCUGAGAGGAAGAACGUUCCAUGUCCGUACGAAGGAUGUGGCAAGAGAUUCACCAAGCAAAAUAAUCUCAACACACAUAUUCGAAGUGCUCAUAUGGGCGAGCGCUUUAUCUGUGGCUCUUCUGAUGUCACCACUUAUCCUGAUAUCAGUUCUUUCGAUGAUAGUGACGCCUGUGGCAAAGACUACUUCUCCAAAGCCAGUCUUGUUGAUCAUAUUCGCAUCGCUCACUUUGGCCUACCAAGCAUUGUCAAUGCAAAUCGGAAACAGAACAUCAAAUUUGAAGAUGACCUCAUUGAUGAUGCAGAGGAGGAUGGCGAAUAUGCUCAGCCAAAGAAGUCCAAGAAAAAGACGAAGCAAGCCAAAGCUUCGGCUGUCGAUCAGCUUCUUGGAAUGUCUUAUGCCGCUGAUUCGCGACGAACUAUUCCUUGCUUUGCUCCAGGCUGCCCUCACAUGUUCAUCCGAGAAUAUGACCGUCAAGUCCACAUGCAAACCGCUCAUCCAUUCGAAGCUCCAGAAGCUGACCCUACUGUAUCUGCAUUCCAUACAGCCUUCGAUUUUCCACUCCCAGGAUCAAACAUGGGUGGUAUAGGACCAAGUGCUGGCUUUGAUUCUACAAACAUGCAAUCAGGAAUGUUUGACCAAGCAGAUAUCGAUUGGGAGCUCCAACGCCAGGCUUUAGAAGGAGGACCAUUCUGGGUUGGUGCUGAUGAGGCAGGAGGCAAUUCUCAGGAUCAGGAUGAGUGGACUCAAGAUCAGCUUGAGAUGCGGAGGUUGAUUGGCUGAGGGAUAUGGCUUCUUUAAGUGCGAUU